GCAACCGGACCGUACAGCAGAGUGGCAAAAGUGGCAUCAGCUGCAGCAGGGUCUUGGCGGAACGGAUUGUUGUUGUGUUGUGUUUUUGUUAUCGAUUGAACCACAUAUCGGUGAAUACGCGAACCUAAAACUGCUUGCAAAAGUUCAGUUAACUGCAUUAGCAUUCGGGCUGAAAACGGUUCCUAAACGUGAAAGGGAAAAGUGCUAAAAGUUGACAACAGAAUGCCAUAUACGCAAGAAAUUCUGUGGGUGUGCUAAUUCUCAUGAAAAUGUAACCAACAGCUGCGACUCACGUUAGAUAAUUAUAAUACGGGUGAAGUGUUGUUUUAUGCGAUACAAUUGUGCGUAAUUACAGCAAUUCUAACCGAACACAAGCUCAUGUACUUAAUAAGUCCGAGGUGUUCCCGAUAUUUUCAAGCGCUAUGUUUAUUCAAGUGUGUUAAUUUAUGCGAAAUUUCGCUUAACUUAUGUCGCGGAGAGAAAGUGCUGAAACCUAUACUUAGUCGGAACGAAGAAAGCUCCAAAUGGGAUUAAGGAUCUUUUAAGCUUUAUCAAAGCCUUUGUUGAGAGCAAUUUAAAACAACAAACUGCUCCAGUUAGUGUCAAAAUAAAUAAAUCAUUCUCCGUAAUACAGAGCACUGAGCUGCAUUAUCACACCCGUAUGGUAUUAGUGUAAAAGUGACGAAUGGCCACUUUUUUCCUGCCCCUGUGCUGUGUUUAUCCCUAUAACUGGGAUAGCAACACCUGAGUUUUUUGCCCAGCGAUGCAAUCUGCCUGAUUUGGUCGUAUAGUCUAUCUGGCUUAUUUCUGAAGGUGUGUGCGCCUCGCCGAUCUACAAAGGUGUUUUGAUAAUAUUUUUGCAAAUUGAGCGUGACAAUUAUUAAAGUACACAUAGCACGAGCUAGCUGCAUAUGGGUACCAUUGCUGCUGCUUUGCAUGGUGUGCUUUCGAUCAACCAGAUAUACGAUCGAUCUAUUGCAGACUGAGAGCGUUUAUAAGACAUCUCUUUGUGAAGUGUUUUUGUGCGGCUGCGAGUGAUUAUCGUCGAGUUCCAAAAAUAUCCCGCUCAUCACAAAAAAAAUUCCCGCUAAAUUCAACCAUGAAAUCCUUCGGAGUGCAUUCGUCGCCCCAAGCGACCGCAAUCGUCUCGGAGUGGGAGGAUAAUGUUGCGUUCGAUUCGGACGAUCCAGAUUUUUUCACCGAAAGUGGAACAGCAGCAGCAUCGGCAGCAAAAGUUCUAACUCGAUCGUCUACCUGCUUCAAUGUUGGUGGGGCCACCCUCAACCAUUCCGGAUUUCCACGAUUUCUAAAAGUGCCAUCUACAAUGUCAGUCGCCAGUGUCCAAGCCCCUCAUCUGACCGAACUGUGUAGUUCGCUAAGUCGCACCAGCAUGAGUCUGUCGUCAUCCCUGUCCGACUUGGUCGGAAGUCCGUCGCUUAUGGCAGCCGGAUCAGCUCUAGCGGCUGCCGCAGCCUUGGAAGUUAGCUCUGAAGCGGUCAUCACGAUCGAGGAGCUCCGAGCUCAGCUGGGCUCCUGUUUUACCUGCGGUGUUUCCUGGACCGACGACCAGGUGUCGCUUGAUUGUGCCGAAUGCGGAGGCUACAGCCUAGAACGGCCCUGCAUGCUGUGCGACGGAAUCUGCGGUCAGCUGUGGAAACGGGACUUCACCCUGAGUCACGCCUGCGGUAAGGCCCGUUGGCAGGGUGUGUGUAUCAAGUUCCCCGCCCAGAUGAUCCAGCUCCCGUCGGCCCCGCUGAGUAGUUGUGCCAGCUUCAGCAGUCACCAUCAGCUGAUGCAGACGACCGGCACCUGUCGCGGAACGGCCAACGCCAGCCAGCAGUUCCUGCAACAGGAGCUGUGCUCCCGGUUAGAAAAGCUAACGGCCAAUGCUCACAACUAGAGCGGCCCCGGCUCAGCCAAACCCGCUUUAAAUAUCCAGAUGAAUUUUGACGUUUUUUUUUCGUUAUCUUACCCUAGUUUAAGGCCCCCUCUUCUUCGUAAUAUUUUGAUGAUUGCGUAGGCUAUUCAGAUUCAGUUCUAGCAACAAAACCCUAAAGUGAAACAAUUCGAUUCUAUUUAACUUUUAUUAAGUUCCUAUUACCUACCACAUACUGAAGGCUUAAUCCAGAAAAAAUCUAAAAAUAACCAGAAAUAAGCCGUAUUCUUAUGUUGCAUUUGUAGACUGUGAGUUAGAAAGCAGAAGAAAAAACUUCCCGAUCGGAAUAGGUUAACUUAACGUAAGCGUAGCCGUCGGGUCAUAAAAGAUCAUCAAAAAAUAGCAAAUUUGGACGAAUCCUUCAAAUCCCCUAAGAUCUGAAGAGCUAGGAGUUUUUUUCCUAACACCUAGAAUGGCGGACAGAUGAAAAUUAAAACAAAAACAAACCCCUAUUUAUAUAUUUAAAAAUUAAACAAAAAGAGAUAUAUUUACCAGAUAUCAACAGACAAAUACCCCCUAACGAGGAUAAGAGCUAGGUCGUGUAAGCGCUAAUGAAUUAGUUGACUGGAAAAUUUAGCAAAAAUAAACCCCUUGAUACACAUAAUACUAGAAACGGAUUGUGUAUGUUUUUCCGUGAAAAACAUUUAAAGCCGAGUUAGUUGAAAAUAAUCCUUUCCUGAGAGAAAAGUAACAACAACAAUGUGUUGUUAAUGUCUGUGGACACAGCAGAAGAAUUAAGACACAACAAGAUACAAGAUUGAUUACAGAAUAGUGUUAGAAGAGAUGUUAAUUUUUUUCGGCAUUAGAACUUAAGACAAAAACAAAUAAUAUUUUUUUGUAUUGUGUUGAUUUACUGAGGUCUAAUUUUUUUUGUUCGUUUGAAAGUAUAUGAUCAUUUAUGAUUUACCUUAUUGAAAAUAAACAAAAUCAAUAUAUUGAAAA
Messenger RNA from Uranotaenia lowii, 2878 nucleotides. RefSeq names its product protein pinocchio (gene Pino). The transcript is spliced from 5 exons. The record is from RefSeq and is a predicted model, not a curated record. NCBI's taxonomy places the organism in Eukaryota, Metazoa, Arthropoda, Insecta, Diptera, Culicidae. The coding region runs from base 1100 to 1900 and encodes 266 amino acids.